Olea europaea var. sylvestris is the source of this 863-nucleotide messenger RNA. Its product is annotated as protein C2-DOMAIN ABA-RELATED 4-like. The record is from RefSeq and is a predicted model, not a curated record. The transcript is spliced from 3 exons. The coding region runs from base 98 to 607 and encodes 169 amino acids. NCBI's taxonomy places the organism in Eukaryota, Viridiplantae, Streptophyta, Magnoliopsida, Lamiales, Oleaceae.
UCUCAUUCAUCCAUUUUUCUUGAUUUUCCAUAAGCAUCCAAAACCAAAAUUUUUUUUUCUGUUUUCAUUCUCUCAGCUGAACCUAUUUUUGCCAAAUAUGGAAAACUUUUUGGGUUUGCUAAGAGUCAACGUCCUCAGAGGAAUAAACCUUGCUAAAAGAGAUACCAGAAGCAGCGAUCCUUACAUCAUUGUUAAGAUGGACAAUCAGAAACUGAAGACUAGUGUUGUGAAAAAGAAUGUCAAUCCUGAGUGGAAUGAAGAACUCACUUUAUCGAUUACUGAUCCAAAUCUUCCAAUCAAGCUGGAAGUUUAUGAUAGAGAUAAGUUCACUCCAGACGACAAGAUGGGAGAUGCAGAAUUUGACAUCAAAACAUUUGUCCAAGUUUUAAGGAUGCGCUUACAAAACAUUCCUAGUGGAACCGUAAUUACAAAAGUAAAACCAAACCGUCAAAACUGCCUAGCCGAAGAAAGCCCUAUUACUUGGGAAAAUGACAAAGUAAUCCAACAUAUGUUUUUGAGACUUAGAAAUGUCGAGUGCGGUGAAAUUGAACUCCAGUUGCAGUGGAUAGAAAUCCCAGGCUCCAGGGGUUUGUUGUGUGAUUCAUAGUUGUCAAGUUAUGUUGUACAGAACUAAUUGAUUUGUUUCUUAGUUAAAAUACUCGUAAAUCGAAGUCAGAUGCAGAAUCCAUUUUACGUUCUUCCUUGAAAAUUGUUAUCCAAGAGAAAGUUACAGUUGAUUUUACUUUCGUAAGGGUCUUGUGUAAGAAUGUAAAAUUGCCUUAUUGUCGAAUACUGUAAGUAUUGCAGAUUUCCAACUCUUCCAUGCAUCCUAUUUUGAUAUCCAAGUUUCUGACUUUCUUAAA